This is a messenger RNA of Penicillium hordei, 477 nucleotides long. Its product is annotated as RlpA-like double-psi beta-barrel domain-containing protein. The transcript has 2 exons. The record is from RefSeq and is a predicted model, not a curated record. NCBI's taxonomy places the organism in Eukaryota, Fungi, Ascomycota, Eurotiomycetes, Eurotiales, Aspergillaceae. The coding region runs from base 1 to 477 and encodes 158 amino acids.
AUGACUUGUAAUGCAAUCUUCAAGUGCAAGGCCAUCGCCAUGAUGGCAUUCCUCUUCACGGGAUUAGCUGUGGGGGCUCCAAUGGAUACUCAUGAAAAUGCCACUUCUCAUGAUCUCAGCAACCCCAGCCAAUGGAACAAUACACAUAGCCCCCGCGCAGAACACACCCUUGGCGGCGAUCUAACCUGGUAUGACACCGGGGUUGGAGCAUGCGGCUGGUGGAAUAACGCGUGGGACUACGUGUGUGCCGUGUCUCAUUUUGUUUAUGACCGUGCGAAUGUAGACGGCAACCCCAACCACAAUCCACUUUGUGGCCGGUUGAUCCACAUCAAACGGGGCGACAGGGGUAUAGAUGUCACUCUGGUGGAUCGUUGCGAGGGAUGUGGGGAGUUUGACAUCGACGUUAGCCGUGGCGCUUUUGAGGCACUCGGUAACCUCGAUGAGGGCCGGGUACACACUGAGUGGUGGUGGAUAUAG